AGACAUGGAGAUCUUCGCGGCUUGAAGACCGGCAAGAAGCUCCAAUAUCGCUAUUGAAUGGCCAGAUUCCCCGACCGAUUUUGAAUCUUCAAUCUUCUCGAGCGUUGGGCUGCUUCUUCAGUGACGGUACCCUGCGUGCACGAGGUUGAUAUGAUGAGGUCCAUGUGGCAGUUUGGGCGAUUUGAUGAGACCCGUGUCCAGGUGAGAUCAAACUCAUUAAUUCCCACUACUAUAUUAUUAGGCAUAAUAACUACUGCCUGUCACCCUGGUGUAGGAGCAGCUCGCAAGGCUGUCCAAACUGGCUCUGCGAUUGGCGACUUGGAUCUCUUUUUUACCCACUUGAAACGAGCAAAUUUGAGCAAAUUCCAAUCCCAGCGUCUUCUGUCUGGCUGAGUCUGAGUAAGACGCGACAUGGUUCAGGGAUCUCAACCUCGAUUGACGUGGCCCGACGCCAAA
Aspergillus ochraceoroseus IBT 24754 is the source of this 456-nucleotide messenger RNA. RefSeq lists its product as uncharacterized. The transcript has a single exon. NCBI's taxonomy places the organism in Eukaryota, Fungi, Ascomycota, Eurotiomycetes, Eurotiales, Aspergillaceae. The coding region runs from base 151 to 393 and encodes 80 amino acids. The record is from RefSeq and is a predicted model, not a curated record.